UCUGCUAACUGUGCAUAUGACAUAAUUAAACCUAACCUAAUCCAUGCGUUUGGACCGGUUUAGUGUAAAAUAAUGAACUUGACAUAACUUCUUUUAAUAUAAUUAUUAUAUUAAACAUUAUUAUGGCUGGUAACUCGCGAAAAGUUUUAGAAGUAAUAACGAGAGCAGUAAAUAAAUCGCCAAUGAUAUAUAAUGCUGCCAUCGAAAAUGCACAAUCCAAGUUAAUUACUAUGAGGUCACUUGCAUCUACAAAGUACGAUAAUGUUGUUAAGCAAGUCAAUGGAACCACCAUAAUUCAAGACUUACGAGCUGCUUCCUUGCAACCCGCAAGCCCAUUGCCACAACGACUUGUCAAUUGGUGGCAAUGGUAUCAGCAAUUGACAGGCUUGGAUACAGUGGAGGUUGCAAAGCAGCAUGUUAUUCGUGUUCAAGAUAUUUUGUUCAAGUGCCAAGAACAACGUAGGGAUCUGACUCGUCAAGUUUCAAUAAUAAAUGAUAAAUUAAGAGAGGUUUAUGGAGAAUUAGUACAAACAAGGCGCGAUGAUCCUAAAUAUGUCCAACUUACUAUAUUGGAGAACAAAAGUUUACAAGAGCAAGCAGCAAUGAAUAAAAAACUACUAUUACUAGAAAAUGAAGAAAGAGACUAUUUUACGCAAUUAGCUACAGCUAUUAAAGAGUAUCACGAUAGUCAAGCUAUGAAUGCUCAAAAAUAUAAGUAUUUAUCAAUUCUUGCAUCAGCAGUGUUAGCAAUAGUAUCUUUAACUGGAUCUAUGAUAUAUAAUAAUAGACGGAUAACUGAUGUACGAAAUCUUAUUGCUGAUACAGAAAAAAACUUGAUAAAUAAUUCAAGUAAAAAACAGGUUGAAAUUAUAUCACACUUUGAUAACAAAAUAAUUGACAUACAAAAAUUAAUCCUUGCAACAGAGGAAAACUUAAUUGGUAAUUCAAUUGAAACUCUGUCACAACUAAAUCACGAAACAAAUGUUAGUUCCCCAUCUAUCACUACCUAUGUGGAAGAAUUGGCACCUCAAUUUAGUAAAUUUUCUAUUGUUACUGCUAGUAUAUUGUCUAUAAUUUUUUUAUCCAAAUUUUUUGGUGUUUAACAUGGAAAUGUAAUUGUAUCAUAUUUGCUAUUGUUACUUGUCAAAGUACAGUAAUUAGUCAUAUGAUCAACUAUGGCAUUUAUAUUCACAUCGUACUGUGUUAUAGCUUAAAAAGGCUCAAUAAGAGAGCUAACUGUAUAGGAGACAACAAUGGUACUCAAUUUUGUGAUUAUAAACAAAAUGUUUUUUGUAUAUUCACCGCUUCAUUUUAAGGAAAUUUAACGUCAAUUUGACGAGAAAUAAAAUAUGAUAUAUGAUAACUGAUUACGUAGAUUUUAUGAUUUUUUUCAAAGUACAUUUGUGUUAUUUAACAAAUUGCUGGUUUACAAUGUUAAAUUUACAAAAAUAUAAAUAAACGCAAUUGAACAAGAAUAUUCACAAUGUCAAUCUCUAAAACAAUACAUGUUAUGAGUGUUAAAACAUGUAUUCUCUUACUGAACUUUAUUAUACUAGAUUAAAAAUUUUACACAAUUUCGUUAGAUAUAUUUGAUGUACGUGUACUUUAAAUUCUUUUAAGAAGAAUUUCUCAUGUAUGGAUAAGUAAAAUAAUUGUAAAAUAACAAACCACAUGUCAGAUAUUUAAAUAAUUUAUCAGAAGUAACAUUCAAAUUACAAUGUUAACUGAUUAUGAAAGAUCACCAAAAAUACAAAAUUUCGAUUCACUAUGCUUCAUAUAUGUGCAAUAUAAUGAAAUUAUAACACGGUUGUAAGAUAGAUACAGUUUCAGUCAUAGUAUUCAUCUAUCAUUGAAAACCAAGUUUAUGAGUCCCAUGUUUUCCAUUCCAUACCAUCUGGAGGCUUUUUUUCCACUUUACCUUUACCUACUUCUGACCAGUUUGUACUCAACACUGUCCCACCAGAUUCUUGCUGUUUCGAAGAAAUAAAAUAUGAUUUAAACAUAAA
This is a messenger RNA of Cephus cinctus (wheat stem sawfly), 2006 nucleotides long. RefSeq lists its product as uncharacterized. The record is from RefSeq and is a predicted model, not a curated record. The transcript has 2 exons. The coding region runs from base 123 to 1103 and encodes 326 amino acids. Lineage: Eukaryota; Metazoa; Arthropoda; Insecta; Hymenoptera; Cephidae.